This is a messenger RNA of Chrysemys picta bellii (western painted turtle), 4614 nucleotides long. It is a transcript of the gene SLC31A1, whose product is annotated as solute carrier family 31 member 1. Gene Ontology annotation, biological process: copper ion transmembrane transport. Lineage: Eukaryota; Metazoa; Chordata; Testudines; Emydidae. The record is from RefSeq and is a predicted model, not a curated record. Gene Ontology annotation, molecular function: copper ion transmembrane transporter activity. Gene Ontology annotation, cellular component: plasma membrane.
UAGUCACAGGGUAGAGAUAAUGGAUCUGGGUUCUGCUUGUCAGCAUUAUGUGAAAUUGCCCUUUUAAAAACUUUGAUCCAUCUAAGGAUUGCUGUAUUGGGGGAGACGGGUAUCCUGGAGACAGUGGAUGGGAAAACUGGCUCUGGGAAAGCUCCCACUGUCCUGUGUGUGCCAUCAUUGACAACUCUGCAGUAAAGAUGUCCAGCCACCAUGCAAACAGCUCCAUGGCAUCCACCUCUGAGCAUUAUCAUCCGACCUCGGAACAUCAUCACCCUACAACAUCACCGGAGCACAAUCAUGGAGAAGGGAUGAUGAUGAUGGACAUGACUUUCCACUUCAGCUACAAGAACGUGCCGCUGCUGUUUUCUGGACUGGUGAUCAAUACACCUGGAGAAAUGGCUGGUGCUUUUGUCGCAGUAUUCUUCCUAGCCAUGUUUUAUGAGGGCCUCAAAAUAGCCCGGGAGAGUCUGCUCCGUAAAUCACAGGUCAGCAUUCGCUACAACUCCAUGCCUGUCCCGGGACCAAACGGCACCACUUUGAUGGAGACGCACAAAACAGUUGGACAACAGAUGCUGAGCUUCCCUCAUCUCCUGCAGACUGUGUUGCACAUCAUACAAGUGGUGGUCAGUUACUUCCUCAUGCUGAUCUUCAUGACCUACAAUGCAUACCUCUGCAUAGCUGUGGCAGCAGGCGCAGGCACUGGCUACUUCCUCUUCAGCUGGAAAAAGGCAGUUGUUGUGGAUAUCACGGAGCACUGCCAUUAAUGCUGGACACAGAGCGAGAGCCUCUCUCUGCCCCUUCGCUCGCUCUAACUGCAGUCACCAAGAGGAUGAGGAUCAUUCCCCGGCUGACUGAGACGCAACAUACACCAUGAAAAUCAGUGUGUGUUUUACCACCAAUGUCCUAGUCAGGACAAUGCCUGGGCAGCUCACAGGGAUUCCUGGUGUUGGGGAUUUCCCACCCAGCAGCCUGGCACCCAUGCUAGAUGGACCAGCUCUUGAGGUCACACCAGAGCCACCCUUGACCACGAUUUAUGUUGUAUUUGUAGAUUUUCCCUGAUUGAAAUUAUGUAGCAAGUAGAUAUUUACAAGAUUAUUGAACUGUCCUUUUAAAGCAUUUUAUUUUUAAAGAAUAAAUGCUCAGAUCUGGGAGGUUUUAUGAAUGGUUGAUAAAGGAGCCAGUAUGAGACAAUGGCUAUUUUAAUUUUCUAAAAAAUUCUGUACUUAAUGCCUGGGGGAGGGAGGCGGGGAUGUGACUGAUCUCUGGGCCAGCAAAACCCUCUGGGACAGUUUGUAGAAACUUCUGUCCACAAAAUUAGAGUGCUGCUGGUAAAUCACCAGAGGCCUAGUGGGCUCAGGUCUGCUCCGAGAAGCGUGCACCAUUCUUAUUAACUCCAGUGGGCAUAUUGUAUCUGGGCCAGACUUGGGGCCGCUUUCAAGUCUGUUUAAUGUUGCUGGUUUUCUGCUGUAUUCUUGUUCUGCUCAGCUCUGAACAGCAGGAACAUUUCAAACUGGCCACUUCGGCUUACUGAUCAUGCAAUUGCAUUUUUAAGUAGCAGAAAGAGACUUUAAAUAAACCAUUGAAGCCCUGUUGAUUUCAUCUCGAUUUUGCAGCCAUGUACUGUUAGACUCAGAUUUGUCAUUCAAUGCAAAUUGUCAGCAGCUGGCUCUAUUGUUCUGACUGUUUACAAUAUUGUGAUUUUUCUUUUUUCUUUCCGGUUAAACCAAGUGACACGAAGAAAGCUAUUAAAGAGUGACAUUUCUGUAGAGGAUAUUCCUUGGCUGGGCUGGCAGGUAAAGAACCAAACUUGUGUAGGGAGGAUAUAGCAGCCUUAAAACUUGCUCCUCUUAGAUGAGGGUUGGGGGAUAAGAGACUGUAGGGUCAGUAAAAGGAGUUCCAACCCUGAGGACUCUUCUUUAUCAUAAUCACCAAACUGGAACUUCUCAAAAUGGCUGUGCUGGAGCAACCACUUCCAAUGUCAGAGCUGGGCAGCAGCCACUGGAGAGCUUCCCACCCUCCAGCCAGGCCCCUCGUGCUAGGAGCCCAACAGAUCUCACGAACAAGGCAGGGUUCAGGUCCUUCUGUGAGAUCCCUGUGGGCAGCAGGGUUGAUUCAAUAGUUGGUGGUCUUCCCUCUGAGUCACAGCUAAACUGUGGAACUAGGGAAUUCUGUGUUGCUAAGGUGCUAGAGAUGAGAUGUAAAGCUGAGUUCCUGACCGCUUUUUUUAAAGAUUUCUUGGUUUUCUGGGUAGGAGGUGGGCUGUUAGCUGAGUGUGCUGGCCUGAUUCUGAUGGGAGAAAUGCUGUUCUGCCUCCUUAAAUCCCCUUGCAGCUUAACUGGUUAUUUUACACCACAUCUCCUGUCCUAAGCAGCUGUGUGGUGUGAAAUGACUGCUCGGGUUCUUGAUGUGAUCUCUGUAUAUUGUUGGUUCUGAUACUUUGGCCUAAGGUCAAUCUUGGGCCCUUGGAGCCCUUCUUGAUCUGUGGGAAAGGUGGACCUGGGUCUCCCCCAAAGUGUCAUGGAAUGGGAAAGCUGGAGAACUGCUACUAUUCAGAGUUGAUUAGCUCAUUUGUAAGGUACUUUGGGAUGAAAGAUGCUACAAAAAUAUCUGUUUUACAGCCCCUGAAUGUGAUGAGGGGCAGGGCUGCAUGGUCUCAAGCAGCCUCUUACACAAACUCUACUAUCCCCAGAUGUUCUGAAAUUAAGUAAAAUCACCAGAGGGUGAGACAUGGCAGAGGCAAGGAAGAAAAAGCUAGAUUGGCCCAGGGGAUGCAUGGUCAGUGCGGCCUUAGAAUCAGUCCCAACAUGAACUUCAGUUCAUGUUCUGGUCGUGUCCAAAUAGCCACUGACCUCUCAGCACAUUGUGGCUUGCUGCUACUUUAAGCAACUACUGCCAGCUGUUAAUGUCCCAGAAAGCUAUGGGCUCAGCUGUGAUGAACUGGGAGUAGUGUUUUCUUUGUCACCGUGUACUCAUUGUAGAGUCUCUGAGGGCUUGUCUACACUUAUAUUUUAUAGCGCUCGAACUUGCUGGCUCUGUUGUGAAAAAUCACCCCCCCUGAGCACAGCAAGUCUGAGCACUUUAAAGCGCUAGUGUGGACAGGCUCCCAGCGCUCAGAGCUAAACACCUCAUGGAGGUGGUUUACCAGGAGUGGUGGGAGAGCUCUCUCCCAGCGCUCACACAUGAACACACUCGCACUUUCAGCUUUUGCCGUUUCAUGUAGCUGAUCAGCAUGUGAAUGAAAAUCAAGGGGAUCAGAUGUGACUACCCCUUCUGGGAUUUUGACAGGGGAUAAGGAAGACUCUUGGCUCCAUUCUUCCAUGCCUGGCAGUGCAGGUUCUUCCCUUUACAAUCCUGGUGUUUUCCAGACCCAAAUAAAUAUCCAAGGUGAUGUGGAAGGAGUGGCUUCCUGAGGCGUAACUAAUGUACAGUGAAAACUAGGUAGGGUACAAUAGUGCAGCAAAGUUCCAGCCAGACUGAUGUCCUCUCUCCAGCAGUGGCCUGUACCAGCUGCAUCAUGAAAGGAAAAAGCCUCCUAAUGUACUUCAAACAAUUCUCUCCUGUCAUAGCACUUAGCGCCCCCCCUCAACUCCCUCCUUUCUGCCUCCUAGCUGUUAAUGGCUCCAUGCCCUGAAGUUUAAGUAACUUCACUAGAGGGGUUGGCACUGGUUCAAGUGCAUGAAGAGAGGGGCACAUCGGUAACAAGUACAAUUCAAAACUACUCUUCCCCAUCCCCCAUACAUGAAUUGUGCCUCUCUACUCGAGCCUGGUUGCAGCAUGCUUUCUCUGCUUGAUGAGACCCUGCUGUCUCACAAUGUCCACAGACUUUACUAGCCUGAAUCAUUGUAUUUCAUAAGUUUGCUAAGAGUGGCCAGGGCCAUGUCUUAGCCUUGAGGCUCACUUAAUGAGUGUGCCCCUAUUAUCUCUGUGGGCUUCUCAUGAGCCUUCAGUCUAUGGCCAGGUUUUACCCUUUGUGGUUAAAUGUAAAUUGACAAUCUAGUGAUGCGUUUAUAAAAUAAACUGACAGAGCCACAUCCCUCACUGGGUUACAGUCUCCACAUGGUACAUCAGUCCUAACAUCCCCGUGUUCCUGGCCCAGGCUGGUUGAUUUGCCAACCUCUCUAGAGCACCUUCUAGUAACACCCCUUUUCCUGCCUGGAAUCUUUUGCAGGAGUGUUUGAGGCAGACCUGAUGCUGACACUAGACUUCUAUUGGAGGAAAGCCUCCCUCCAAUGACUAAUAAUUGUUCUUAAACAAUACAUUUAUUUAACAAGCUUAAAGAUAAUGUAUGAUGAGCUGUAUGCAAGUAUGUUGUUUUCAGACUGUGCCUCCUGAUUGUGACCUUGGAUGAAUUAGUGUUCACUCAACUCCUAGGCUCUGAAUUCUGUUGCAAAUAAACUGUCUUUUGUUGUCUUUUUUUUUUAUCUAAGUGCCUUUAGGAAACAAUUGGGGGUAGUGCCUUUUAGUUGAGCUAUAGCUGGUUCCAGCUGUAUCACAGGGUUGGUUACAGGGGACCAUGACUUUGUUUUUAAAUCCACUGUUCUGGAAACAACUUGUUUGAAAUGAAAAUAGAGCUCUUCCUGUAUAUAAUUAGUUAAUAAAGUAGACUGCAUUUUA